AUGCUAGAGUGUGAUUGCCGUCGUUGUCAUAAAUGUGGCAAAUGUCGGGAUCAUGGUGCUCGUGCUGGUGCUCGCAAGGGUGCUGUAUCGGGUGUUUUGAGUAUAGGCGCCUUUGCUGGUGCCUCUGUUUUGCUUAUAGCCUUUUUGGGUCCGUUUGGUGCUACUGGUCUUAUUGUUGCAGUGAGUGGUGCUGCUCUUAGCACUGUUGGUGGCGCUGCUGUUGGUGCUGGUGCCGGUGCUGUUUUCGGUUCUGUUGGAGCCAAAUUUUGUGAAGCUGGCAUAUGCAAAUGUCGUGGCAAACGUCAAAAAAUGCUAUAG
Messenger RNA from Rotaria sp. Silwood2, 318 nucleotides. The record is from the annotation of a GenBank genome assembly. Lineage: Eukaryota; Metazoa; Rotifera; Eurotatoria; Philodinida; Philodinidae.